AUGAGGAGCUUCUCUUACAGCCAGAAGACUAAUUCCAUGAACCGGUCCGGCAGGAGUGGGGUGAGGGUCCAGAGCCCCUCCCCAACCCGCUACCGCUCUCACUCGACCGAGUCCCAGGUUUACUAUGGCUCCUGGGGCAGAUCAGGAGGCUGCUUGGCCAGGGCGACUGAGGCCGGCCCGGAGGUCCGAACCAACGAAAAGGAGGAGAUGCAGCAACUCAACAGCUGCUUGGCCGGCUACAUUGACAAGGUGAGGGGUCUGGAGCAGCGCAACUCCCAACUGAGAGAAGAUUUGGCUGGUUUGAGGUCCAGGUUCAAGGUACCCCAGGGGACAAGGGAUGAGUACCAGCAGCAGUUCAAGGAACUGAAGGAGCUGAUCGAGAGGCUGACGCACGAGAAAGGAAUGGCAGAGAUCGAGGCCGGCAACACCGAGGAGGAGAUCGACUACUGGAGGCUGAAAUGCCAGGAGCAGCUCGACCUCAAAGAUGAAGCAGAGAGGAUCCUGAGAGAAUUUCAGAAGGACGUGGAUGAUGCCACAUUGCAAAAAGCCGACCUGGAGAGAAACAUCGAGCAGCUUGUAGCAGAGAUUGAAUUCCUGAGAAAGAUGCAUGAGGAAGAGGUGACUGACCUGGUCCAUCAGAUUGAGGAGUCCAAUGUCUCGGUGGAACUGGACUCAGCCCGUCCAGAUCUGGGGGCUGCCUUGCGUUCCGUUCGAGUUCAGAUGGAAGAGAUUUCUGCCAAGAACCUCAGGGAAGCUGAGACUUGGUACAAGAGCAAGUUCAAUAGCCUCCAGCUGCACACUACCAAGUUUGACGAUCAGAUCCAGAGCACAAAGGGCGAGAUCAGUACCCUGCAGCAGCACGUUGUGGAUCUGGAGAGCGAGAUCAGCACUCUGAGAAGCGCCAUCCAAUGCCUAGACAGCCAGCUAGAGGACAUGGAGGCCAGUCACCUGGAGAAAGUAGCAAGCCUGCAGGACAUCAUCGCCCAGCUGGAGUCCCAACUGCAAGAAACUAAAUCUGAGAUGGCGUAUUAUUUACAGCAAUACCAGGACCUGCUCAAUGUCAAGCUGACACUGGACGCUGAGAUCGCCACCUAUAGGAAGCUGCUGGAAGCAGAGGAGGAGCGGCUGGGACUAUCGAACGAGAACUCUGCAGGUGCAUCAUCUGCAACACGAGAGAAGAAAACAGAAUCCAUUGCUCAUAAUGUAGAAACCCACAUGGCUCACAAAGCUACCGCCUAA
This is a messenger RNA of Carcharodon carcharias (great white shark), 1239 nucleotides long. RefSeq names its product vimentin-like. Bases 1 to 1239 code for a protein of 412 amino acids. Gene Ontology annotation, molecular function: structural constituent of cytoskeleton. Gene Ontology annotation, cellular component: intermediate filament; axon; cytoplasm. NCBI's taxonomy places the organism in Eukaryota, Metazoa, Chordata, Chondrichthyes, Lamniformes, Lamnidae. The transcript has 3 exons. The record is from RefSeq and is a predicted model, not a curated record. Gene Ontology annotation, biological process: intermediate filament organization.